Messenger RNA from Solanum dulcamara, 1446 nucleotides. RefSeq names its product NADH-cytochrome b5 reductase-like protein. Gene Ontology annotation, molecular function: cytochrome-b5 reductase activity, acting on NAD(P)H. The record is from RefSeq and is a predicted model, not a curated record. NCBI's taxonomy places the organism in Eukaryota, Viridiplantae, Streptophyta, Magnoliopsida, Solanales, Solanaceae. The transcript has 13 exons. The coding region runs from base 99 to 1082 and encodes 327 amino acids.
CAUCAAGGACUCAACAAAAUAAGAAAUUAAGAGCUCAACAGUCGAUUCACAAUUCAUAAAAUCCUACACCUUUUUUCCCACGGGUAGAGAGAGUGAAAAUGACAGCGUUCUUGAGGAAGCUAGCCAAGGCUGCACCCUUUGCGUUCCGUGAAGCAUUUCGAGGCGAUUCCAAGUCAAAUUUUGCUGAUCAUCGCUUCCCCUUUGGAGCUAUUGCAGCCGUUGCUGGUUGCGUUUCCUAUUAUUACUGCCAUUCUUCUCCGAGUUUGGUGUACUUGGAGCAAAUCAAUGAAGAUUCUGGUAAAAAAUUUGCUCUAAAUCCUGAUAAAUGGAUUGAAUUUAAGCUGCAAGAUCGAGUACCAGUUAGCCACAAUAGUCAUCUAUUCAGGUUUUCGUUUGAUCCUUCUUCAAAGUUAGGUCUUGAUAUUGCAUCUUGCAUUCUUACGAGGGCUCAAAUGGGAGAAAAUGCUGAAGGAAAACCAAAAUAUGCCAUUCGGCCUUAUACUCCUAUAUCUGAUCCAGAAGCCAAGGGAUACUUUGAUUUGUUAAUUAAGGUUUAUCCAGAAGGGAAAAUGAGCCAGCAUUUUGCAAGACUGAAACCGGGCGAUGUACUUGAAGUGAAAGGGCCCAUUGAGAAAUUGCGUUACAGUCCAAACAUGAAGAAACAUAUAGGCAUGAUUGCGGGGGGCAGUGGCAUCACUCCAAUGCUCCAGGUGAUAGAGGCCAUUCUUAAGAACCCUGAUGAUAAUACUCAGGUCUCAUUGGUUUAUGCUAAUUUGUCACCUGAUGACAUACUGCUAAAGAAGAAACUUGAUGUACUUGUGGCCACCCAUCCGAAUCUCAAGGUAUUUUACACUGUAGAUAAUCCAACCAAUGAUUGGAGAGGUGGCAUAGGUUACGUGUCAAAGGACAUGAUCGUGAAAGGAUUACCUCUGCCUGGUGAUGAUACACUUAUUCUUGUAUGUGGCCCUCCUGGAAUGAUAAAACAUUUAUCUGGCGAAAAGCCAAAUCCUCGUGAGCAAGGCGAGCUAACUGGACUACUCAAGGAUGUGGGCUUUACAGAGAACAUGGUUUACAAAUUUUAAUGAGUUUGUUAACUCUGUGCUCCCUUACCUUUCAUUUGAAUAAAAGGCUUGUUUUGAAGAACCACAAUACUACAACAUAAAGCAAGGGUUUGGAUGAGUAUUCAUGUAGUUUUCCGUAUGUCCUUGUAUAGAUUGUGUGGAGUGAGAAAUUUUUUGGAACAUCUAGAAAAUACUCAUUCUAGGGGUAAAAUGAAAAUCUUGAUAGCUGUCCACACUUGCUGAACUAGGAGUAACUGAAAUUGCGGAGGUAAUUUUCUCUUAUAUUUCAUUUUACUGUUCUUUUAUAUUGCACAUGUGGACAGAAAGCAAUAUAGUACUGUUUUAUGUUCCAACAAAACCUCUUAUUGAUACUGUAUGAUCAUAU